Centruroides sculpturatus (bark scorpion) is the source of this 477-nucleotide messenger RNA. RefSeq lists its product as uncharacterized. NCBI's taxonomy places the organism in Eukaryota, Metazoa, Arthropoda, Arachnida, Scorpiones, Buthidae. The transcript has 3 exons. Bases 1 to 477 code for a protein of 158 amino acids. The record is from RefSeq and is a predicted model, not a curated record.
AUGCUGGGCUCAUCUGUUAAGGAUGAAGAAAACAUAGAUCGUUCAUCAUUACAUACAGAUGUGUUGCUGAAGUUUUUCGAGUCUCAGAAUUUGGAAGAAAAAAACGAACAAUGUCAUUUUAUUUUUAAUCAAAUACAGAAUCCACAUGUUAAACUGGUUAUUUUUAAAUUUAUAUUACCUAUAUUCAAUGAGUUUAAUGCCUUCUUCCAAUCUGAAAAGUCUUUAAUAUAUCCUCUUUACACAGAAAGUGUUUGUUUUAAUAAAUUAUUAGCCUCUAAUUUUAUCGAAACAAAAGUAUUAUCGGCUUAUGAUGAUAAUAUUGCAACUUUUAAUGUAUAUAAUCCACAUAAUCUAUUGUUAUCGAAAAAAUUAAUGUUGGGGUUUUUAAAAUAUCUAAAGUUUUACCAAAAAGCAAUGAGUGAAGUGUUUAAAAGACUUCCAAUUGCACAUAAAUCCUACAUUUUAGUUAGUAAUUAA